Molecule: messenger RNA, 3156 nt
Organism: Apis laboriosa (Himalayan honeybee)
Lineage: Eukaryota; Metazoa; Arthropoda; Insecta; Hymenoptera; Apidae
Exons: 5
Coding region: 1116-2345 (409 amino acids)
Source: RefSeq, a predicted model, not a curated record
AACCCACGCGAGAGCGCGGGCCGCAUACCACGGUAGCGCGUCGUUCGAAGUUUAAAGUUGACAAUUCUACGUAUAAAAAUCUUUCGAUUCUAAACAAACGCAUGUCCAUCUACGUUCCAACGAAAAAUUUCUACGAUAUUCGAUUACAUCGUUCCAUCUUAAAGCGCGAUGCGCAAUAAACUCGAGGAAAUCGAGCCGCAUGGCGACAUCGUGUAUAACCAGUGAAAGACACGCAAUCUUUAUCCCGCUAUAUGUUUAUGUUUAUUCACCUUUGUGGUUAUGGAAACAGUGAUCAGAGUUUAUAUAGUGGAUAUAUGCCGUAGACUCGAUUACUAGUGAAUAUUCCCCACUCAGUGCUUCAACAAAGAUCAAAAAUCGACCAGUCGACCAUUUUUUUUCUCGAUCCACGCCGCAUACCCAGUCAAAAUCAUUGCGGUUAUGGUAGGUACGCUGUUUCCAAGCGGGUUUUUCUUGGGAACGAACAGGUGACAACGCCCGGUAAUUUGAUCAAUUUUCCUUGGCUGGAGAAAGUUCGAUCAUUAGAUAGACCUAUUUGUGCGAAUUUUUUCUUUAUCCGAGAAGAUUAUACCACCGUCGAUGGAAACAGCUGAUACAAUCACCUGCUGUUAUCAUCAAAUUUGUUCGUUCAUAAAGAAUAAUCAAGAUCGUUAAGAAAACAGAGCAUGAACGUUGUGUUCGAGAGGCAGUCUCGAUCGCAGAGUCUCUUUGAAAUUUACCGUUACUCAUUGACGUUGAUCAUAGCUCGACCGUUUCCGUUGUUCUUAUCACUCUAUAGCCGCGAAAGAACGUUGCACUGAAGCGCGGUAAACACCGGCGCGAGUUCGAUUAUUAACGCGAAUUUCGUGUCAGUCGCGAGACGAGUGGAAAAAUCUGUGCUGGCUAUAUUUAUCGUUUAAACACGGUGGAUAACGAACAGGAAAUAUUUUGGACGGGAUUUUCAUGCGGAUCAGAUAUACUAUUUAAUCUGAAAAUAUAUCUUUUAAUAGGCAAACUGACGAAUACCAGUCGAGAAUCACUGUCGAUGAAUUUAUCACUGCUCAAGAUCGAUAAAUAGAUAAGAAUUGAUCGGGAAUAUCCACGAAUUAAAAACAAUCAUGGCGUUAGCGAGGAUCAAGAGUUUCAUAGAUACUGGUUUUAAGACUGUGUCCACUCCGUUGGAUCGCACGGUGAAUCUGGAGCCGGAAGUAGGCAUUAAAAUCGUUCAUUCGAUCAACGAGAAAGCUCUGCACGUGACGGUACUUGGUGCUCGUCACUUGCCGCAGAAUUUCGGCUUUACUCGUGUCAACAGCUACGUAGUCAAGGUGAAGUUAAUACCAGGAAAGGAAAAGUUCGAGACAACGUCGAAAAACGAGUCGUGGCCGCAAUGGAACGAGGAAUUUACGUUUCACUUGCGAAAAGAAACAAAACAGAAAUUUGGUAAAACGAAAGUGAUCGAAGAGGAGAUAAGCGGUUCCAGAUUUAUCGUCGCGACUUUAUACGCGAUUCUCGAGGAUAAACCAUUAAUAGCGACUGAGAAGAAGGAAUCCGAGAAAGAAAAAACGUCGCCCACUAAAGAAUCCCCUAAGAAGAGCAACAAGAAAAAAGAUGGUCAAGGUGCUUCCACGGAGAAUCAGGAGCCAACGAAGAACAAAUUAUUCAGUCAAUUUUUCGGCAAGGGAACCGAUAAAUCCGUGGAAACCGCAACUCCAGAAAGAAAAUUGUUUGAUAAGAGACGAACUGUAGGCGCCACAACGAUUUCCUUGGAUCCGAAGAACUUCACUUCGAAGCCACCAAAAGCUAAGCAUCCAAGCGACGUGUCGACAGGAGAUAUGUGGAGACCAUUGCGACCGAUUGCUAGUGGUAUUUCUGGAGCUGAAGAAAGAAAGGAAAAUAAGAAAGGCCAAGUCGAGUUGUCACUGUGCCAAGAAAAGGCCGAUAAGAAAGAGGAGGGUAGCGAAAAACUGAUACUGUCCCUGCAUCGUCUGAGAUGCUCGUUACAAACGAUGCACGAGCAUGAAGCCUUGAAAGGACAGAUGUAUAUUAAGAUGUCCGUGGUAGAUGACGGUAGAGUGACUCAUUUUUGGAAAAGCGAUCGUUUUGCCCCAUGUGUGUCGAUGAAAUUUUCGCCGGAAAUGGCUAGAGUGAUUGCGGAUAAUCCGUAUCAGGGAGCAUUGAAGGAUGUUAGCUUCGUUGUUAAAUUCGUCUCGAAGAAUAAAUUAGGAAAGAAAACAACUGUUGGUCAUUUUGUGAUCGGACCAGAUGUAGGAGGAACUUACGGCGAACAAUGGAAACAGGCUUUAGCGAAAUCAGGACAACAAAUAACGAAAUGGCAGUCAUUCGAGUGAGAAUGAGAGAAAAUAGAUCAAUAAACUUAUCGAGCAUUCUUGGCUCGACUUUUACUCAUAGUUUUCCUUCGACCAUAAACCUACUUUCAACCUGUGCGAAUAUUAUGAAUAUUUGAGCACAUGGUCGAUAGUGCCGUUCCAAAGAAUACUUAGGCAAACAUCUGUGGAUACAAAAGGUAUAUAUCAUAAGCUAUUUCUCUCGCGAAAUUUAUUUUUGCUUAGUUUUUCAUUAUUUUUAUCUAUUUCUUCUCCUUGUGACAUUUUCUAAUGGAAGACAAGUUGUACAAGAAUUAUGCAUCUGUUUUAUUGUAUGAUACGCAUUUAUGCACACAUAAUGUAUUGAUUCUUUUAUACCGUCCUCGAUUCCAAGGCAGAGAAAUCGCAAAAAUUUCUGCCAAGAAUCAAAAUAAUAGAACCGUCCAAUAAAUUAGUAUCUGCCAGUUUUGAAUAGAUAAAACUAGAAUCCUUAGGCUGAAAUAAAAUUCCAGGUUAUUAGAGAGUCCGAGUUAGAAGUUAUCUCUGAAAGAAGAAAGUAAAUUUUUGUGCCAGAUCGCGACCAAGUAAUUUUUAGCUGUUAAGUAAGUUACGAUAUAAUGCAGAUGUAACGAAGCGCUUUUGUUCUAUUUACUAUUAAAUUGAUCUUCAAUUUUACAUUAACAUUUUUAAGAUAGAUCAUUAAAUCAAUGGAAAGUAUUUUUUUCGUCAUGUGUAAAAUAAAGUAUUUUAUAUUAUAAUAAUACUCGAUGUUACUUUUAAUGAUAAUAACAAUAUGUAUUUGCUCAUCUUUUCAAUUAUAAUUUUCUUUGAUCAU